Ornithorhynchus anatinus (platypus) is the source of this 6364-nucleotide messenger RNA. RefSeq names its product semaphorin 6A (gene SEMA6A). NCBI's taxonomy places the organism in Eukaryota, Metazoa, Chordata, Mammalia, Monotremata, Ornithorhynchidae. The record is from RefSeq and is a predicted model, not a curated record. The coding region runs from base 900 to 4211 and encodes 1103 amino acids. The transcript is spliced from 21 exons. Gene Ontology annotation, molecular function: chemorepellent activity; semaphorin receptor binding. Gene Ontology annotation, biological process: axon guidance; negative chemotaxis; neural crest cell migration.
AUAAACACACGCAUACACACACAUACACACCCCUCCCUCCUCUCUGGACGGUCGGACCCGAGAGUGGCGGGAGGAGGGUUCCGCGAAGGGGAGUCCACCUGCCGGCGAUCCAGUCCGGGAUUUGGUCCCACCCUGAAGACGCUUCGUUCGCCGGAGCGGGAGCCGGAGCCGGAGCGCAGGGGACUGUUUGAACUCCCCUCCCCGAACGCACUCCAAUGAGCAGGCGCUUCGGGCUGGGAGCAGCGGCGCUCUUCGGCUGGGAUCAGCAGAGCGAUGCCCGUUUAGGACUUUUCUGAGACAGUCAACACCGCCGACGGUCAGCAGCAGCAGCAGCAGCAGCAGCAGCAGCAGCGGCAGCACUUCUGGCAGAGAGAAAACCCAAACAAAACCCCACACACCAAGAAUUUGGACAAGGACCCUCCCCUCUCCCCUCGUCCCCGUCUCCCCUUCCCCGCCUUGCAAUGACUUGUUGUCGGCGGAGCUCCGACUGAAGGGGUCUUACCUGCUUGGAACUGGAGUGAGAUCGGGAUCGUUAGAAGUGUUGUAUGACCCCUUUUUGCUUCUGGGUUUGUUUCUUUGGCUUCCCGCCCUGCCAGCCUCCCUCCCCCUUUCUCCCAUCAUUGGAAAUGAACAGCAAAUUCUAUCUGUUUCCCAGAAACUAGGACCCUUUUCCACAGCGCCCACCUACGCUCCCCUCCGCGCGAUAAGAAGCCCCAUGUAGGAAUGACAAAGAAUUGCGAAGGAGGAGAGUGCGGAGUCCGGCGCUCAGAGAGACCCCCAAUCAUGGAUUACUAAAUGGGACCUUGUCCUGCACCAGCUAGUCCAGUGCUCCGGCUGCUGCCUCUGCGUGCCCCGAGAAGGGUGAAGUGAAGAAAUAAAGUCUUCCCCGCUGAACUACUAUGAGGUCAGAAGCCUUGCUGCUAUAUUUCACACUGCUACACUUUGCUGGGGCCGGUUUCCCAGAAGAUUCUGAGCCAAUCAGUAUUUCGCAUGGCAACUAUACAAAACAGUAUCCGGUGUUUGUGGGUCACAAGCCAGGACGGAACACCACACAAAGGCACAGACUGGACAUCCAGAUGAUCAUGAUCAUGAACAGAACCCUCUACGUUGCUGCUAGGGACCAUAUUUAUACUGUUGAUAUGGACACAUCACACACAGAAGAAAUUUUCUGUAGCAAAAAAUUGACGUGGAAAUCCAGACAGGCCGAUGUAGACACAUGCAGAAUGAAGGGAAAGCAUAAGGAUGAGUGUCACAACUUCAUUAAAGUUCUUCUGAAGAGAAAUGAUGAGACUUUGUUUGUUUGUGGGACAAAUGCCUUCAAUCCUUCCUGCAGGAACUACAAGAUGGAUACCCUGGACCCUCUUGGAGAUGAGUUUAGUGGAAUGGCCAGAUGCCCCUAUGAUGCCAAGCAUGCCAAUGUUGCCCUGUUUGCAGAUGGAAAGCUGUACUCAGCCACGGUGACCGACUUCCUUGCAAUAGAUGCAGUCAUUUACCGGAGCCUUGGAGACAGCCCAACAUUGCGGACGGUCAAACAUGACUCAAAAUGGUUGAAAGAGCCAUAUUUUGUCCAAGCAGUGGAUUAUGGGGACUACAUCUACUUCUUCUUUCGGGAAAUAGCAGUGGAGUACAACAGCAUGGGAAAGGUAGUUUUUCCAAGAGUUGCUCAGGUGUGCAAGAAUGACAUGGGAGGAUCACAAAGAGUGCUGGAAAAACAGUGGACUUCUUUUCUCAAAGCUCGCCUCAACUGUUCGGUUCCUGGCGAUUCCCAUUUUUAUUUCAACAUACUCCAGGCAGUUACAGAUGUCAUCCAUAUCAACGGCCGGGAUGUUGUCCUAGCAACUUUUUCCACACCUUAUAACAGCAUUCCUGGCUCCGCAGUCUGUGCCUAUGACAUGCUCGACAUUGCCAAUGUUUUUACCGGGAGAUUCAAGGAGCAGAAGUCUCCAGAUUCCACGUGGACACCUGUUCCUGAUGAGCGCGUGCCCAAGCCCAGGCCAGGUUGCUGUGCUGGCUCUGCAGCUUUGGAAAAGUACGGGACUUCCAAUGAGUUUCCCGAUGACACUCUCAAUUUCAUCAAAACCCAUCCUCUCAUGGAUGAAGCGGUGCCUUCUCUCGUCAACAGGCCGUGGUUCCUGAGGACGAUGGUCAGAUACCGCCUGACCAAAAUUGCAGUAGAUACUGCUGCUGGGCCAUAUCAGAAUCACACUGUGGUUUUCCUGGGAUCAGAGAAGGGAAUCAUCUUGAAGUUCUUGGCCAGGACAGGAAACAGUGGUUUCCUAAAUGACAGCCUUUUCCUGGAGGAGAUGAACGUUUACAAUCCUGAAAAGUGCAGCUAUGAUGGGGUGGAAGACAAGAGAAUUAUGGGCAUGCAGCUGGACAAAGUGAGCAGUUCUCUGUUUGUGGCAUUCUCUACCUGUGUGAUAAAGGUUCCAUUAGGCCGGUGUGAACGUCACGGAAAGUGUAAAAAGACCUGUAUAGCAUCCAGAGAUCCAUAUUGUGGUUGGAUGAAGGAAGGAGGCUCUUGCACCCAUCUGUCCCCCGGUACCAAACUAGCGUUCGAGCAGGACAUUGAACACGGCAAUACAGAUGGUCUGGGUGAUUGCCAGAGAAUCACACUGCAAUCUGAAGCUCCUCCAGUGACCUUCAGAAGAAGCCCUCUACCACAAGGUGCCAUGGCUUGGACCACUAAGCCCGCAGCCCGAAAGCGCCUAUCAAGUGGAUCAAGGCUUUCCAAGGGACCAGACGGAGCGGUACAAACGCUGCACGGAUCGCACCGCUCUGCUGGAGCCGGAUGCACCCCCGCCUCCCGUGGGAACCCCGGACGAGAUUCUUUUGUGGCACUAAAUGGGCACUCCAGCUCCCUCUUUCCCAGCACCACCACUUCAGACUCGACAGGUCAAGAGGGCUAUCAGUCUAGGGGACGCAUGCUGGACUGGGAGGAUCCGGUUGGCUCAUCCGACGGCACCGAUCCAUUUCGGGCAGUCUCAUCCCAUAAUCACCAAGACAAGAAGGGAGUGAUUCGGGAAAGUUAUCUCAAAGGGCAUGACCAGCUCGUUCCUGUCACCCUGCUGGCCAUAGCGGUCAUUCUUGCUUUUGUCAUGGGGGCCGUCUUCUCGGGCAUCAUUGUGUACUGCAUCUGCGACCACCGGCGCCGGGACGGGGCCGUUGGGCAGAGGAAGGAGAAGGACCUGGCUCACUCCCGCCGCGGAUCCAUGAGUAGCGUGACCAAGCUCAGCGGCCUCUUUGGGGACCCUCAGUCGAAGGAGCCUAAGCCGGAGGCCAUCCUCACUCCGCUCAUGCACAACGGCAAGCUGGCGACCCCGAGCAAUACAGCCAAGAUGCUGAUCAAAGCCGACCAGCACCACCUGGACCUGGCGGCCCUGCCCACCCCCGAGUCCACCCCGACGCUCCAGCAGAAGCGGAAGCCGAGCCGGGGCAGCCGGGAGUGGGAGAGGAACCAGAACCUCAUCAACGCCUGCACGAAGGACAUGCCCCCGAUGGCUUCUCCCGUGAUUCCCACCGACCUGCCCCUCCGGGCUUCGCCCAGCCAUAUCCCCAGCGUGGUGGUCCUGCCCAUCACCCAACAGGGCUACCAGCACGAAUACGUGGACCAGCCCAAAGUGAGCGACAUGGCCCAGAUGGCCUUGGAAGACCAAGCGGCCACCCUCGAGUACAAGACCAUCAAGGAGCACCUCGGCAGCGGCAAGAGCCCCAACCACGGAGUCAACCUGGUGGAGAACCUGGACGGUCUGCCCCCGAAGGUCCCCCAGAGGGAGGCUUCCCUGGGGCCCCCUGGAUCCUCCCUGUCUCAGAACGGCCUGGGCAAGCGACUGGAAAUGCACUCCUCCACCUACGGCAUGGACUACAAGAGGAGCUACCCCACGAACUCUCUCACGCGAAGCCACCAGGGGGCUACUCUGAAAAGAAACAAUACUAAUUCCUCCAACUCCUCCCACCUCUCCAGAAACCAGAGCUUUGGCCGGGGUGACAACCCACCCCCGGCCCCACAGAGGGUGGACUCUAUACAGGUGCACGGCGCCCAGCCGGCAGCCCAGUCAGUGACUGUCUCAAGGCAGGCCAGCCUCACCGCCUACAACUCGCUGACACGGCCGGGGCUGAAGCGCACGCCCUCGCUAAAGCCCGACGUACCUCCCAAACCUACGUUUGCCCCCCUUUCCACAUCCCUGAAGCCCAAUGACGCGUGCACAUAAUCCCCGUGGGAGGGGAAGGGACCCGCACGCUGGCCCCGCUCAGCCGCCGUUCUAAACCGCCUCCCGCGUUCCAACCAACCAAGAAGGCCAUUGGGGAGCUGAGGAUGCUUGGUCCUUCUCUCUGGGAGAAAGUGGAAUACUCUCGAAAUUGGGCCCCGUGGCUCGGGGAAGGUUUGCAAGCUGCAGGACUCACCCCUCCUCCUCCUCCUCCUCCUCCUCCUCCACCUCCACCACCACCCCUCCGCUCUUCGACCGCUCGGACUCCCAAAAGACUUCAGUUGACAUCACAGACGUGAGCCAAAAGCACACACGUUCACAUCAUCACAUGUCCCCCACACAGAACACCCCACGCCCAGAUGCACACACGCACACGUACACGCACGCACGCACACAUACACACACGCCCCCUACAUACAAAUACACAGGGGGGGACAGCGACCGCAACAUCUUGCCCAUGACUGCAUGGGAGGGUUGCCAGACUUGGCGAGCCUUCCAAACUAUGAAACACGAGCGAAUCAAAAAGAAUCAUUUUUAAAAAAAAGGACAAAAAAAAAGAAUUCAUUGAUAACUCUAACUCAGACUUUAACAAUGGCAGAAGUUUACUAUGUGCAGAUACUGUGAAAAGGUCAUCAGUGUUACUGCCUCUUGGUAUAGCAGAUAAAUGCCACGUUGGGCAAAACCAUGUCAUAGAUUUCUGCUACUCUUCUCUUUUAAUGAAUAACGUGACGGUUAACGCAAGUAACUCUUAUUAUUUAUUGUUCAUCCUUUUUUUCCCCCUAAGGAAAUGACUCCUGCAUAUCCUAUGAACAGCUCUUCAGAAAGCCCACUGAAAAUUACAUUAUUUUAUGGGAAGCCCAUUAACUGGAGUAAUUAAGUUCUCUUUUAUUUUUCCAAUAAAUUCACUGAGUUAAAUAAGGUGGAGCUGGAAUACUGAAACUUUAUGUUAGGACCAUCUAAUCUCGCUUCAGAAAAAUCAAAACAAAUUGAAAGAGGGGAAUAUUUAUUUAAAUCCAUCAGUUAAUUUGCUGGCUGGGUCUCUGACCUCUGACAGGCGAUAAAACAAACCAAAUCCCCCCAGAUUCUAACUUCUUAAGUAACUGCAACAGAAACUUUUAAAGCUGCACAUCCGUGCCCCAUUGCUGUCAACAUGGCUUUGUCAGUAGUUAAUACUUUCUGUGAAGGCACCAGCUUGUGAUGUGCCAUCUCAUUUCACCUUGCAUGUGAGACGGCAAACAAAAUCCACAAACGGUGUGAACUAAUUAAUAUGCUGGCUGUUACCAUGCAUAAAUUAAUGGUCUUAUCACACGGGUUUUUCGUGGGAAUACAUCUGUGAAUAGCCUGUUUUCUUCCACGUGUAAAUUUGUGCCUUACACCCUCAGUUGUGUGUACUUGUGAGCUGUAGUAUGUAAAAUCUUUUUCCCCUUUUGGAAUAAAUGCAAAUAUUUAUUUACCUUCCCUCCCCCGAACUCUCUGGCAAAUGGGAGUGGAGCAGUUCCAGGAAGAAUGUAGUGGUUAUCCUAACCAGUCCCAAGGAAGCAGGGCAGUACCACCCCCUUCAAUUCAAGUGAUCUUUCUAGUUGUGCCAACUCAGCUCUCGACCCUCUUCCCUUGGCAGGCGACUCUGGCCACUCCGGGACCCAGGGUCAUGGGGCUUCAGCAUCCCUCUCCUCUCUAGGUUUCGGGAUUGCUUUAAGACAGCGAUACUCUCACUAGCUCCGGAGAAGAGACCGACGUGACCGAGGACGCCCCUGGAUAAGACACAGGGUGUGCAUCUGACAGGUUCUGAAAGGAACCCCCUGCCAUGAGCCCCAGUGUACACGUGUAAGUGGACACCCUGGAAUGACAUGGAAAUGGAUUCGGGCAGGCUGGUCCCUGCUGUGAUUGGAAAACUACGAGUCCACAGCCAAUCACGAUUCUGCAUCAACUAGGGGCAAUGAAUUUUGAUUUUGUUUUACCUCUCUUCUUUUUUUUUUGUUUUCUUUUUUCUUUUUGUUUUUUUAGGGGGGGAGGGUGUGUGCGAGUGUUCCUUUAUCAGUUUUCAUUUGUUCAUGCACACAUGAUAAUCUGUUAUAAAGCUGUGUCAACAUACUGUAGAAAGUGAGGAUUAUUGUUGGGGGUUGUUUUGUUUUGAAUCUGCUGAACAGUACAUUGGC